This is a messenger RNA of Columba livia (rock pigeon), 10236 nucleotides long. It is a transcript of the gene ELK4, whose product is annotated as ETS transcription factor ELK4. The coding region runs from base 284 to 1624 and encodes 446 amino acids. The record is from RefSeq and is a predicted model, not a curated record. Gene Ontology annotation, biological process: cell differentiation; regulation of transcription by RNA polymerase II. The transcript is spliced from 5 exons. Gene Ontology annotation, cellular component: nucleus. Lineage: Eukaryota; Metazoa; Chordata; Aves; Columbiformes; Columbidae. Gene Ontology annotation, molecular function: DNA-binding transcription factor activity, RNA polymerase II-specific; sequence-specific DNA binding.
CCAUAUGAGAUACUGAAUUGGUAUAGUUUAAUCUGGUUUAAUUCACAGUGUAUCUUAUACUUCUUUUGUGCAGAUGGGAUUAUUAGUGUCCGGCUUAGCAAUAUCUGGCAGUAUUGUUUUGCGUAGUCAGAUAUGGUCAAGGAACAACGUCAUCUCUGCCGCCUUGUCUGUCCUUGCUGAAUGUGUAUAUUGAUAGCGUCAGUGCAAGAAAACCACCCUGGAAGUGCUGCUAGAUACUAGUCCUAGAAAGUCUCAGCCUAAAUGACUGAUGUAGCUCACUGCUAUGGACAGUGCUAUCACCCUGUGGCAGUUCCUCCUCCAGCUCCUCCAAGAGCCUCAGAACAAGAACAUCAUCUGCUGGACCUCCAACGACGGGGAGUUCAAGCUGCUGCAGGCAGAGGAGGUGGCCAGACUGUGGGGAAUCCGCAAGAACAAGCCCAGUAUGAACUAUGAUAAACUCAGCCGUGCUCUCCGCUACUAUUACGUGAAGAAUAUCAUUAAAAAAGUGAACGGUAAGAAGUUUGUCUACAAGUUUGUUUCUUACCCGGAGAUUUUAAAUAUGGAUCCGCUUGUCGUGGGCCGUAUAGAAGGAGACCCCGAAAUGGCUGGUUUUGCAGAGGUUAGCAGCGCUGCGAAGGACGUGGAGAACUACGGGAAGGAGAAGUCGCAGUCGUGUGCUAAAUCCUCCAGCCGCAACGACUACAUCCACUCAGGCCUGUACUCCUCUUUUACCCUCAACUCCCUCAACUCUUCCAGCGUCAAACUCUUCAGGUCCAUCAAGAUCGAGAAUCCAGCCGAGAAAAUGACCGAGAAGAAACCCGCUCAGGACCCAAUGCCCUCCGUCAUCAAGUUUGUCACCAUGCCCUCCAAAAAACCGUCCUCUGUCCCCCUGGUCUCUACCACGGCGGCGGUUUCUGCCGCCUCCACGGCUUCGGCCGCUUCCACCACGUCCUCGCUCCCGCUGGGGUCGGAAGAGACUCUCCAGACUUUGGAGACGCUCGUUCUACCCAAGUUAACUGUCCCUGAAGCUCCUUUGCCAAACUUAACCACCAGCUUCACCCCGACGCCCCCCGUAUCCUCCGUUUCUCCCACUCUGCAAGUUCCCUCCACGCCCCCGUCGCCGCCCCUGAGCUCCAACCCCGACCUGGACAUCGACACGGACAUCGAGUCGGUGGCGUCUCAGCAGCUGGAGCAGGUUCAGAGCCUCUACCCUCAAUCCCCGGAGCCCAAAGAGCAGGAUUCCUCGGCGCUGGAGAAGGAAUUUGCCAAUCAUCUCUCCAGAUCUAAAAAACCCAAAGGGCUGGAGUUGGCUCCGACUCUUGUCAUCACGGGCAGCGAUCCAAGUCCGCUGGGGAUCCUCAGCCCGUCUCUCCCAACCGCUUCUCUUACUCCAGCACUUUUCUCUCAGACCCCCAUCCUGCUGACCCCCAGCCCCCUGCUCUCCAGUAUCCACUUCUGGAGCACGCUCAGCCCGGUCGCUCCGCUCAGUCCUGCAAGGUUGCAAGGUGCUAAUACGCUCUUUCAGUUUCCGUCAGUGCUGAACAGUCAUGGCCCGUUUACUCUGUCUGGACUGGAUGGACCCUCCACCCCUGGCCCGUUUUCCCCUGAUCUACAGAAGACAUAGCACACGAACUCAUGGACAGGGCAUACUGGCAAGCAAGGGAAAGACAGGACACUUGUAUUUAACCGUGUUUUUUAAUGAGCAAUUUAUAAUUCCACAGAGAUUAUCAACAAUCAUAGUUUUUGCCAUUCCCAAAUCAAAUGCCUUUUUUUGCAAAAUCCCCUUUUUUGAAGAGCCAGGUUGGGAAUGUAUAUGCAAACGCCUUAAUAGGAGCCGGAGCUCCAGUCUCUUCUCUUCCCUCCUCGGUUUGGAAGAACUUCGCUAUGGUUCAAAAGGGAGUUUCAGCUGGUGUUGCAGUAACUGAGUCUGCACUGAUUGAAGCGAAUGGUGUCAGAGAAGUCUUUUCUCUGUGACUCUUGGAAAAAAAAACCCUCUGUUCUUCUGCUUGGCGAGAAGAAAUCUAAUCCCGACCAAAGCCGACGUUCCAGGAGAUGCUUGGGAAAAGGGAUGUGCACAUCGGCUUGGAAACUUCCGCAGCGACAAAACAGCCCGCGUCUUUUUCUGCUGUAAAAACGCCUUUUUGCAGGGAGGAAUUUUCCCGGUUGUGUUCCAGAGAUACGGCCAAUUUUUGCAUGGCGUUGUAUCGGAGGAGCGGCCUGGCCAGCGUUGGCUGCUCUCUGCCCUCCCGCGGGUGCGACGUGAGACGACCCAACGGUGGGCUCAGUUCCUUUGAGUUCUCAGUUUGAAUGCUGAAGUCCAAACAUUUCUUGUGGCAGAGACCUGUGGCAAAGCCUGUCGUCUCGCUGCUAGAUGAGCGGGGUGGUGGAUUUUCCACGAGGGUUUUUUGCGGGUGUGUUUCUUUGGUGAGGUUGCUGCCUGAUGCUGGAGUUUCAGCCCCAAACCGUGGGUGAGAACACUUUAACAUUACUGCUCUUUCCCCACCGGUGAAGUGGAGAAGCUCCUUUUCUACCAGCACUUAUCUCAAGUUUUGCUUUAGAUCUAUUGCUUUCUUUUUUUCAUUUGAUGAAGCACUUAGAUCCAAGAUAAGUUAGGCUCGGUGUAUACAGCUAAGCUGAGAGGUACCGUGGUGUAUCAGCCUUGCUGUAAAUUUGCGUUUGCUUUGCUUUCCUCGGUGGCCGUGUGUGUGCGUGUGGAUUAAUACAAGGUUAGUUUCCAGAGCCAUUUGAAACGCUGAUGAAAUGAAAUCUGUGCUGUCGGGUUUUUAAACCUCAGGAGGCCUUUUAAGAGAACCGAGGACGGCAAGAAGAGUCUCUCCUCGGAGACGGGACAUCGUGGUCCGCUGGCACUGGGGGCUGUUCCUUCUGCUUUGGGCAUCCGAUGGCAGGCAGCAACUUCUGAUUGCUACUGUGUAAGAUAAUCUUCAUCAAAUCCCCACUAGAAAACAGAUGGAGACCAUCUCUUUUUGCAUCCUCACUGCCUGGCUUCAAAGCUUUCAGGAGCAGAGGAAGAUGGUUGAUUUACAGCAAGAGGAGCUGGCGGUGUCCGCUGUAUAUAUUGCACCUGUCUAACGGAUAACUGGGGAACUCGAGCUUUCCAGAGUUUUCCUUUUGCCACUUUUGCAGACUCUGAAUUCACUUUAAAGCGUUACGACAAUACCCGAGGCUUAACUUACCGUAGCGACGUUGUCUUUCUGUAUUCUAGCAUUGAAACGCGUAAACCACUCGGUGUGUUCCCGACGUGACGCCCUGGGCGGGGGGGUGCGCUGGAGCUGCUCUUUGAGCGUUAUUCAUCCAGAAAGUCCCCUACCCAGCGGGAGAAAAGGAUUUGCCUUUAUUUGGUGGAUAUAGCAGGGAGUGAGCUCCUGUGGGGAACUGUUUUAUUAGGUCAGAGGCAUCAUCCUGCUUCGCUUUUUAGACAUCAGCAGAUGCGGGAUCCAGUUCCUGUGCCAGUGGCUCUUAAAAUGACAAUGUGCAAUAUUGACUUUUAUUUUUAUUUUAUUUUUUAAAUGCAGAAAGCAAGCUGCAGGUCGUAAUGAAGAGCAGGCACCUGGAAUUUUCUGGUUUGCAUGAUGACCUAGGAGUCUGCUCUAGGAAAUAUAUAUAGCUAUAUAUAAAUAGCAGCACUUUUAAUGGUGGUUUUAGCUUGGCCAAUUUUAUGCCCACCGAGUGUGUGGACUUGAGGGCAACGUUGCAGCCUAGGAUUAGGAUUUAAAAAUAAUUAAUGAGCACUAAAGACUUGCAAUUUAAUUGCUUCCCUUCCCUUGUCCCCUAUGGAAAAAAAGCCAAGUUUCUUUGUUGAAAAAGUUGUGUAUGUGCACACAUGCACUUGAUUUUUUGUGAACUCUAUCACUUUCAGCAUAGGUAUGCAAGAGAACCAAGCGCUGCCGUGACUUGUCGGUUGUACUUGGCGGAGUUUCGUGCUCUUCUCCAAGCAGCUUCAUCACAUUGCACUGCCAGAGCUGCUGGAUGGGAUCCGCGUUCACCUUCGGGAAUACCUUCCGCAGGGAAAAUUGAUACGGAAACGCCGCCUGCGCGUGUUGGUUUCAGUGUGGUAACACCCAGCUGCCUCUCAGCACUGCGAAGAUGGUUGGGAAUCUCAGGAGGCGAUUGGGACAACAAGUUGGGAGGGGAGGCGGGACAGGAGGCGCUCGCUCCCCUUUUCUCCAUUACGGCUUUCAGGUCACUUAAGGUAAUAUUAUCUUGUAUAUAUCCUGCCUUGUUAAGCGUGCGUUUCCUGCCAGGUAUGGAGCUGCCAGCGUUUGUGCAUCACAUUCCGGACAGAGCCCAGACUGCGACUUCUCGGAGCCGUCGGGACCUUUCCGGGAGCAGUUUGCAGCUCCUUGGUUUUAAUUUAGCGUAGGGAAGGUGGGGGUUUAAAAGGCUCUCUUUUAAUUAUCGUGUUAGUGAUAACGGUGAUAGCGCUGUGUUGGUUAAAAAAAAUAGCGCAGCAUUACGGAAACAUUUUAAUACAAUUCCCGUUGCCGAAGUAGCCGUGGUAUCGCUGAAUGCUUGAUAAUAUUUGCAUCGGUUCGUUCGUAGAUGGUGGUAAAUUAGACUGGAUGAGCACGGAAGCCGAACAUCUGUCUUGCUUCUGGAAAUGCCUUUUACCGUCCCCGCUGUUGUACAAUAGUCGUGUCAGCCGAAAAGCUCUCGCUGCGUGUGCUGCGUCUGGGUUCGUGAGAUCCCGAACUGUGGGGAUGGCGCUGGAGCCAUGCAAAGCAGAACGUGUUAAUAAAACCCUCCGGCUGGAGAACCGGACUCGUACCUAUUUCCAGAGAAUGGGAUCCUGGUGGAGAGGGUGAUAGAGGGAAGUUUGGGUUGGUUUUUGUUGUUUUUUUCCUUAAGAACUCAAGUCUAGAUGCGUGUUUUUGAAGUCGGUUGAAUGUAAUUCCUAUGCACUGCCUUUGGCACGAGUUGCGUUUUGCAAUAGGUCAGGAAACGAUAAAAUUCCUUGAAUUUAAGAACCCAUUGUUUUAACUUAGAGCAUCCUUAGGGCUUCAGUGUCCACGGCAUCUUUGGUAUAACAGAUUUGAAAGGCUUUGGCUGUUCGGUGGCUCAUUUGGAGUAAUUCCUCCCUCUGAGAUGUUCUCAAAGCUCAGCUCUCUAGCAAACAGAUCCUCCUCGGUGUUUGAUUUUCCGGAGCGUCCGUUAUAAGCGCAGCGAAGGCCGUUUCUGUGCGGAUCUUCCUCGACGCAUUCAAAACGCAUUAGUAUCAGACUCCCUCAUGACUUUGGCUUUCACGCAUCAACUUCUGCAGGUUGGGACGGGAAGAGCCGAGCGCAUAGAUGCUGUUUCUCAGGUGAGCACAGAGUUCCCAUCCAUUUUUGUAGCAUUUUUUCCAGCGCUGAGAUCAGAACCUACAGUUCCGACAGCGUUGGCUCCCCGUGGUUUAUUCAUUUAUUUCUUUCCUUUACCUUUUUUCUACCAUUCUAUAGCAUUUUCGUAUGUACUCGUGUAACCUCUUCCAUUUUUAAUGCAUAUUUGUUUACAAGACGCAUCUCAGUGUUGUAUCAAGAGGCUAUCUUGGUAUUGUCAGCUAUGAAAAAUUAAACUACAUCCGUAGUUAAGGGACAUUGUCAAAGUCGACAGGUAUUUUUAAAACUCGAUGUUUGAGUUUUGGGUGUCCAUAACCAUUUUGUUCUGUUUCGUUCCUUAGUAAGAAACCUUCUGGCUUCUGAGGUCGUGGAUAUGGACGGUUAAUUUUGUCUUAAUCAUCGCAAAAUUAUUGCGACAAAUAGCCCGAGCCCCACAGCAUCUCACACCCAGCGGAUCAGCUGAAUAUCCAUUAGAAUUGCAAUUGCGUUGCUUAGAAUCUAAUCAAGAUGUUUUAAUGCUGUCUCACCGAAACACGGGUGUUUACGGUUUGAUUGGAAUUUAAUUAAACAGCAAUUGGCUGCUGAACAGCAUUAGCAAAUCUGCGUAACGUGGAAGCGUUUGGCUGUCGUGGUGAAUACGUGACGUGCUAGAGCUGAUGUGCUGAAAUCAGAGCCUGUUGGAUGGAGAUUAAAAGAUAAACCGCAGCGACAGUUGUUUUACGGGGCUGUGGGUGCUAAGGGCCCUGUCUUAAAUGAACAUCUGGAUACGGGAGAAUAUGUGCUAUGCAGUCGCCGCUUUUCAGUGUUUUGCACAAUGUUUUGGGGGCUUCGUUGGUUUAUUUCAGUACUCAGAUAAUCCAGCAGUGUGGACUAGUUGCCAAAGGUUAAUUCUUAGCGCGCCUUUGACGUAGUUGGCAGCCGCAUCUGCUGAAAAAAAGGUGUCUUAACCGGGUCUUUGAAUAGUUUUAUGUUAACGGAACAAAGGUUUGGGCUUCUUUUGAACUUGAAAUGCUUGCUUCUCUGUUGAGAUGGUGCAGAAAGUUUUCAUCUCAAAGUUGGGGUUUUGGCGGGGGGGUGUAAAGGGGAAUUUGGAGCCUUUGGUGAUCAGGGGUGUGUUAAUGGAGAGGCAGCGCUGUACCCAGAACUGGAAGCUAUUUUUGAUCAAUUAUUUUCAUUUUUAAUUGUUUUUGGAGCACAGAAUCCCAGAGUGUUAGGGGUCGGAAGGGCCCUGGAAAGCUCAUCCAGUGCAAUCCCCCCAUGGAGCAGGAACACCCAGAUGAGGUUACACAGGAAGGUGUCCAGGCGGGUUGGAAUGUCUGCAGAGAAGGAGACUCCACAACCCCCUGGGCAGCCUGGGCCAGGCUCUGCCACCCUCACCAGGAACAAGUUUCUUCUCGGAUUUAAGCGGAACCUCCUGUGUUCCAGUUUGAACCCAUUACCCCUUGUCCUAUCACUGGUUGUCACCCAGAAGAGCCUGGCUCCAUCCUCCUGACACUCCCCCUUUAGAUAUCUGUAAACAUGAAUGAGUCCCCCCCUCAGUGUCCUCUUGUCCAGCUCCAGAGCCCCAGCUCCCUCAGCCUUUCCUCACACGGGAGAUGCUCCACUCCCUUCAGCAUCUUGGUGGCUGCGCUGGACUCUCUCCAGCAGUUCCCUGUCCUGCUGGAACUGAGGGGCCACAGCUGGACACAAUAUUCCAGGUGUGGUCUCCCCAGGGCAGAGCAGAGGGGCAGGAGAACCUCUCUGACCUACUGACCACCCCCUUCUAACCCACCCCAGGUCCCAUUGGCUUCCUGGCCACAAGGGCCCAGUGCUGGCUCAUGGUCACCCUGCUGUCCCCAGGACCCCCAGGUCCCUUUCGCCUACACUGCCCUCUAAUAGGUCAUUCCCCAACCUACACUGGAACCUGGGGUUGUUCCUGCCCAGAUACAAGACUCUACACUUGCCCUUGUUCUAUUUCAUUACAUUUUUCCUGCCCAACUCUCCAGCCUGUCCAGGUCUCUGAUGGCAGCACAUCCUCCAGUAUCACCCAUUCCUCCCAGCUUGGUGUCACCAGCAAACUUGCCGAUAGUACACACAGGAAGGCUUUGAGGACGGCUCUGAUGGUCCCGCUGUGUGCCGGGGGUGCUCACAAUACCUGCGUUUGCUCUGGGCUCCUUGACGUGUUGUGGGUUUUAGUUUUUAUUUCAUUUUAUUUUUUGCUAGCAUGUCUUAAAUCUUCAGGCUUUGAAACCGCUUCAUAGGAUUGUGUUGACUUUUUGUUCUGCUGUUGUUCAGUUGCACCGAGUUUUCUAUAUAUGAUGUACUAGUUUUAACGUUAAUUCUCUGUGAACAGGGUUGAGAUUAUUCAUUGUAGUUUGGAAAAAAAAAAAAAAGAAAAAGGAAAAAAAAAAAGGUUGUAUUUUAAACUCCCUUUUAAAAAUCUUGUUUGUAUUCUGUUGCAGUGUUACCAGAUGGCCUUAUGUACGUCACAGUGGUUUGUGAUAAGUACAGUAGCACAUUUAAUGCUUAUCUCCCCCCCUCCUUCUGUUUUUAUAGCUGAGAAGUGUAUUCUUAAUAAUAGAGAUGAAUAAACGGGGCAGUUUUAGCAACGUGUGUGGUGGGGAUGGUGGUUGUCUCUGAUGUAGAUUGGGACGGCUGGAGUGAAACUGGGGCUGAAAUGGCUCUGAAGAGGGAUCGGUUACCAGUGAGCAGGGAAUUCGGGGAAUCUGGGAGCUGCUGGCAGAUGCUUGUGGAUCAGAAUAGGUCUGCGUGUGGAUCAGAAUAGGUCUGCGUGUGGAUCAGAAUAGGUCUGCGUGUGGAUCAGAAUAGGUCUGCGUGUGGAUCACGAUAGGUCUGCGUGUGGAUCACGAUAGGUCUGCGUGUGGAUCAGGAUAGACCUGCUUGUGGAUCAGGAUAGACCUGCUUGUGGAUCAGGAUAGAUCCACUUGUGGAUCAGAAUAGAUCCGCUUGUGGAUCAGGAUAGGUCUGUGAAUCAGAAUAGAUCUGCUUGUAGAUCAGAAUUGACCCGUUUGUAAAUCGGAGCUGAUCUGUUUGUAAAUCAGAGUAGCUCUGCUUGUCAAUCAGAACGGGUCCGUUUGCAAAUCAGAGCAGAUCCCUUUGUAAAUCAGAGUGGAUCCGUUUGUACAUUAGAGCAUAUCCACUUGUUAAUCAGAACAGAUCCAUUUGUACAUCAGAGCGGAUCCAUUUGUUAAUCAGAACAGAUCCAUUUGUACAUCAGAGCGGAUCCAUUUGAUAAUCAGAACAGAUCCAUUUGUACAUCAGAGCGGAUCCACUUGUUAAUCAGAACAGAUCCAUUUGUACAUCAGAGCGGAUCAAUUUGUUAAUCAGAACAGAUCCAUUUGUACAUCAGAGCAGAUUCACUUGAUAAUCAGAACAGAUCCAUUUGAUAAUCAGAGCGGAUCCACUUGUUAAUCAGAACAGAUCCAUUUGUACAUCAGAGCAGAUCCACUUGUUAAUCAGAACAGAUCCAUUUGUACAUCAGAGCGGAUCCACUUGAUAAUCAGAACAGAUCCGUUUCUACAUCAGAGCGGGUCCACUUGUUAAUCAGAACAGAUCCAUUUGUACAUCAGAGAGGAUCCAUUUGAUAAUCAGAACAGAUCCAUUUGUACAUCAGAGAGGAUCCAUUUGUUAAUCAGAACAGAUCCACUUGUUAAUCAGAACAGAUCCGUUUGUACAUCAGAGCGGAUCUUUAGCGAGCUGAGGCUGCGGGGACGCGUGGCGCCUGUUGGGUUCAUUUCCAAGGUGCGUGUCUCUUGGAAAGCGACUUUCUGAUGCCUUUAGUGUUUCGCUCCUCAGCUGGAUUUUUCGCCUCCCCUGGGUUCUUUGCGAACUGGGAAGACGCCUCCGCAAUGUGGAUUUUUAGCGUUCCGGCAGCUCUGCCGUCUCUGCUUGGAGCAGACGUUGUCUUGAACUCACCCUUUAACUCGGGAAUGGAUUCCAUUGGACUUCCCUGGAAUUUUAGUACAACCAUCCAUGGUAAAAAUUACAUUGAAAGCAGCAGAGAGAACAUUUUCAGUUAGUCUUUCCAGAACAGAAUUGCAUUUAAAAUAAAUAUAUAUAUAUAUAUAUCUACAAAUAUAAUACCAAGUCAAGAGACAAAACAAUGUUGUAGUGAGUGUCUUAACUUCCUACACUGGAGCCUUUUUCCAGACACGGUGUUUUAGAACCAGCUGUAACCUCAGCCCCUUUGGUGCUCUCGGUGCAGUUGGGGAAACUUGCCUGGGAGGGAAUAACUUCUCAGUUUAACUUUUGAUUGAAAAUAAUACCUUAUAAUAAGACUAUCUUAAUGCCAUUGUGUUCUAAAAGCAAAAUGCUGGUAUGUAAUGCAAGUACAUAAAUAGCCAAAGUUUUCAGUAAUUGUUCAGUGUUACUAAAUUUGCUUUUAUUUUACCUUCCAAGAUACCAUAUGAGGAAGACCUUCAGCGUGUUGAUGUGUUGAGAAAAAGAUAUCAAUCUGAUCAAUUUAUAGUGGAUAUAUGCGGUUAUUGGAAGAUAUUUCAGGUUUGAAUGCAAUUGGGAGGCAAAGUUGGGAGAUGCAAAACUUCCUUUGGAGGAAUCGCACUUAAAGACACUUCAAAGGAGCGAUGGCCGCGUUUUGCGGUUGUUAUUCCAACAUCACGAAGGUCUUUCCUGAGAAAUCAGGUGACUUUUCUAUGGCUUCGAUUUUUGUGCAAAAAAACCCAAUCAAUGUAUUGCAAUCUUUUUUAAAAAUAGGGUGGGAAUAGUUAAAGAAAACUAUUUUAUGUAAGAACUGACAGAGGGAUUUGCUUUGUAUAAUGCAAGCUGGCUUUAAAACAAAAAAGCAUUGUAGCAGAUUAUUCAAGUCAAUCAUAUGUUAAUAGUUAUGUGCAACCAGACAUGCAAAACAAUUGUAUUUUUUUAAAUAAAUAUUUUUAACAAA